GUCUGCUUCCUGCAUGUGACAACUUUCAACUCCUUCCAAGAUUUCCUUGAAGUAACGUUAGUUAGUUUGGGAGAAGAGGAACGAGAAAGUUUGUUUUUCAGAAUUCAGCUUCGAGAGCUAUCAAAUCCGGAAAUAUCUCUGUUGUAAUUUACAUUGCAACUAGUGUGUGCACUAUGGCCGAAAAAGGUGGUGCACAAUGGAUGCCUUUGCCUCAGGCGGAUUCGAGUUGUCCGAAAGGUUUGGAAUAUUUGACCCAAGUGGAUCAACUCCUCGUCAAACAAAAAGUAGAGCUUCUCGAGGCCCUCACCGGCUUUGAAACCGCCAAUAAAUACGUUGUGGCGAAUACUUUGGGACAGCAAGUGUACUUUGCCGCAGAGAAGUCCGGCUGCUGUGAAAGGCAGUGUUGUACCCUUUCCAGGGCAUUUGAAAUUCACAUUAUAGACAACGCGAACCAAACGGUGAUGGUAUUCAAGCGGCCCCGUCACUUCUGCACAAACUCAUGCAUGGGCUGUACUUCCAGUCGCGUGACAGUAGAAGCACCGCCGGGCAAUGUGAUCGGUUAUGUGCAAACCAAUACCUUCUGCUGCAAGCCAACCUACACCAUAGAAGCACCUGACUUGAGUCCAGUCCUCAAGAUAACCAGUCCAUGUUGUGGAUGUGGAUGCUCGUGUUCUCCGAAGUUUGCGGUGCAGACACUUACUGGCGAAGAGAUUGGUUGUGUCCAGAAGAAAUUUUCGGGUGUUGUCAAGGAGGCAUUCACUGACGCAGACAAUUUCAACAUCACUUUCCCCAUGGACCUUGACGUCAAGGUCAAGGCAUCGCUUCUGGCUUCACUGUUUCUUAUUGACAUGCUGCACUUUGAGCAGAGCGGCAGUGGCGCCGGAGAUACUGGAGAGGUUGCUGCAGCAGAGGGCCUCUGCUGCCUGCUGACUCUUCUGUGCAACUAAAGCUCAAGUCCAGGUAUUGUCUCCCCGUGCAAAACACGCUUUCCUGGGGCGUGUGUGUCACGGGUUCAGUUUUGUUCAUUAUAACUAUGAUCUCAUUGUCUUCAUGCUGCUUGUUGUGCUUCUGCUGCUGCUUUCCCUUGGUGUCCUGGCUUUCUUGAAGCCAACAAUCUGUCGCUACUAUGGUGUUUUUGUUGCUGCUGUUAUGGUCGAUUCUUCCGGCCCAAUUAACUUACAAUCUCGUCAAACUCUUCCGAUCUUCUCAUGAUUUUAGGAUAUUCUCUUUUGCUAUUCAUUCAUUUUUGAGAUAUUUAUAUACGUCCUGCUCCAAUGCCGCUUUUAAAAGUUUCACUCCAACUACAAACUGUGCUUGACAAUCACGCUGUUACAAUAUUUCUUCACGUCGUCCUCUCAUCAUGAUUUUAACUUCUUCGUCCAUACUACAUAAUAAUUAUUGUAAUGUUUUUUGUUUCCCACCUCAACGCAUAUUUCUAACAUUAGGGAGUCUCUAGGUUAUAACUGACAGCAUGGUUAUUCCUGUGGGUUAACGUUUUCAGUUCUGGCCAGUGAUCACUAGUGAACAUCUCCCCUUUGGCUGGGCCUGUGUGCUGCAUGUUGCUUCUUGAUUGCGGUACAUGCACAUCAAGCCGAGCAAGAAUGUGCAGGCUCAGGACGUCAAGGCCAAGACUUGUUCUGCUCACAGUCAGGGUGCAGAGCCCGAGUCUGUGGGACGAAUUUCAGAGGGUGCGGGGACUCACAGAACAUGCCACUACCCGUGCACACAUCCAUACCUGAAUAGAAGCACA
This is a messenger RNA of Sycon ciliatum, 1750 nucleotides long. Its product is annotated as phospholipid scramblase 1-like. Gene Ontology annotation, biological process: plasma membrane phospholipid scrambling. Bases 174 to 947 code for a protein of 257 amino acids. The transcript has a single exon. NCBI's taxonomy places the organism in Eukaryota, Metazoa, Porifera, Calcarea, Leucosolenida, Sycettidae. Gene Ontology annotation, cellular component: plasma membrane. The record is from RefSeq and is a predicted model, not a curated record. Gene Ontology annotation, molecular function: phospholipid scramblase activity.